Clupea harengus (Atlantic herring) is the source of this 684-nucleotide messenger RNA. RefSeq names its product putative nuclease HARBI1. The transcript is spliced from 2 exons. The record is from RefSeq and is a predicted model, not a curated record. Lineage: Eukaryota; Metazoa; Chordata; Actinopteri; Clupeiformes; Clupeidae. Bases 1 to 540 code for a protein of 179 amino acids.
AUGAUCUGUGACUCCACCUGCCUCAUAACAAAUGUUGAGGCCAAGUGGCCGGGCUCCGUCCACGACUCCAGAAUAUUCCGAGAGUCUACACUGUGCCACAGCUUCGAGCAAGGUCACUACGAUGGACUCCUAAUUGGAGACAGGGGUUAUGCCUGCAAGCCCUACCUCAUGACCCCCUAUGCAGAGCCAGCACCAGGCCCUCAAGCCCGUUUCAACGAGGCUCUUGCUCAAACGAGAGCCCGGAUUGAAAUGACCUUCGGCCAACUGAAGGCCAGAUUCAGAUGUAUGCGGGGGCUGCGGGUGGCACCAGACAGGGCAUGUGACAUCACUGUGGCAUGUGCAGUGCUCCACAAUGUGGCUACAAUCAGGAAGGAGAGGAUCCCAGUUAUCAUGGACCAUCCUGAGGAUGACCUAGAGCCAGUCCACUUGGAUGAGCAGACCGGACGGCUGCAAGGGACAGAAUUGCCCACCAUCAUUUUAGUUGAAUUUUUCAUUUGUAUGGUUAAUGGGUAUAUUGUUUGCCACCCUCUUUGCUUUUAAGUUACCCAUUAAUAGUCCAUCCUCAGCCAUCAUUGAGUCCAUCCCCACCUCAUCAAUCACCGUCUGGUUUGCCGCCUCCACUGCCAAGGACAAAGGCAGACUGCAGCAGAUCAUUCGGUCAGCCGAGAAGGCCAUCGGCUGCGA